UAUGAGAUAAUCUCACAACGCGCGACGGUCGUUCCCAGUGUGCCUAACGCGUAACUGAAGACACGACGCGGCACGGCGCUACAAGUCGGUGACAACUUUUUCACACGUCAGUUGAAAAGUGCUGUAUCAUUUCAACACUAGUUAUAUUAAUACCUUGCACGUGCGCAAAUUGUGAUAACAAAAAGCUGUACAUUCAGUCAACAAAGCUCGAGCAAUAAAUUAUAUUGUUGUGUAAGAAGAAAGUGAGAAAGAAAAUUCGAGUGAUUUUCAAGAGUAGCAAGAGUCCGGUGAUAAGAGUCUUACGAUAAACAUCGCUGCUUGACGGAUCAACUCCACUAUAUAUUGUUGCAAAGAUGGGAAAGAUAUAUGAGCGUCGUCUGGAACAGCCAACGCCAAAUGUAUCUCUGGGAGAAGUAAUACUGAACAAAUUGCGUGAAAACGGCAAUCAUGUUUAUGCAAUAGACGGACCAACCGGCAAGCGGUUGACAUGUAAAGAAUUACUCGACAAAAGCGUGAGAUUCGCGAAGUUUUUACAAGAGUACGGGAUAAAAAUCGGAGACAGAAUUGGCAUCGCAACUGAAAAUCGAUUGGAUUGGUUAAUACCAGCUUACGCGAGCUAUUAUCUCGGUGCUAUAGUUGCACCGUACAAUCCUAUGUACACAGAAUAUGAAUUCCAGCAUAUAUUAAAUAUCGCGAAGCCGCGUAUCGUUUUCGUGUCUCAGCGCACCGAAAAGCUCCUCGCUAAGAUCCUACCGAAGUUAUCCUGGGAAAUGGAAUUAAUACAACUAGACGAUCAACCAUUCACGGCAAACGUCCGAACGUUAAAGAGUAUCUUAAAUAAAGAAUCGAGUAUGGAAUACCAUUUUUCGGGAUACAUGAUGAGAUAUAAGGCUGCAAAUAUCGGUGAUCCGAGUCAGCAUCCGUUGGCUAUUCUCUGUUCGAGCGGCACCACGGGGUUGCCGAAAGGAGUGACGCUGUCUCAUAAAAAUUUAAUGGCGUUUUUAAUCAAAAUGAGCAAACCUGAGUAUCUGAACACAAAAAGUGGUGACAAAAUAUUGAUGUUGCUACCGUUUUAUCAUGGCUACGGAAUGGGCACGCUGAUACUCGGUCUUUUCGCGAGCUGCACCAUGAUCAUAAUGCCCGCCUUCGAGCCGGAACUCUUCCUAAACCUGGUGCAGGAGCAUAAGGUCACCCAUCUGCCGCUGGCGCCGCCGAUCCUGACGUUCCUGGCGAAACACCCGCUGGUGGAUAGGUACGACUUUCGCAGCGUGAGAGAACUCAUCUGCGGAGCGGCGCCGCUUUCGAAGGACGUCGCAGCCGCGGUAAUUGCUCGUCUCGGCGUAAAAUGCGUUCGCAACGGCUACGGCAUGACGGAAUUGUCGAUAGUGAGCGGUUUGAGCGGGCGCGACGACGACGAUGACCAUUUGUUCGAGAAUCCAGGAUCCGGGCGGCUCGUGCCUGGUUUCCUCUGCAAAGUGACUGAUCUCGAGACACAAGAAACCCUAGAGGCUGGCCAGGUGGGCGAGAUCUGCUACCUCGGAGAGCAAAUGAUGCUGGGUUACUGGGACAACCCCGAAGCGACCAGACAGACCAUCGACCAGGACGGAUGGCUUCACACCGGCGACAUCGGCUACUUCGACAGCAAGGAGAGACUGCACGUGGUCGAUCGCGUCAAGGAGCUGAUCAAGUACAAAGGCUAUCAAGUUUCACCGUCGGAGAUAGAAACCGUCUUACUGUCGCAUCCCGCGGUAAAAGACGCCGCGGUCGCCGCCAAACCCGAUGAACGCAGCGGCGAGGUUCCCGUGGCUUUUGUAGCGAAGCAACCCGGCGCCACGAUCACCGCUCAAGAUUUACAGGAACUCGUCAAACAGAAACUGUCGCCGCAAAAAUGGCUGUAUGGCGGGGUGCAAUUUGUCGAUGCCAUACCGAAGAAUCCUGCCGGCAAGAUCCUACGCCGCGAACUUCGAGCAAUAAUCUCUAAACUGUAAAUAGUAAAAAUCGCAUGUCGAUAGGUUUACUUAUAAAUAUAAAUCUCCUUCGACGAAGACCAAAGAAAAAUAAUUGAAUCAACAGAGUACAAUUUUUAAUAUUUCUCGUAUCGCCAAGAACAAAUUGGCAAUCGCUCAAGUAAAGUGCCAUGGUGCGUGUGCUAAGAAAUAUUUCUGCGUUAACGAACGUCUCACUGUGAAGAAGAGUGAUUAAGCGCCGUGAAUUUCUUCACUAUAGAAACGUAAAUUUAUUGCAGCUUGUUGUCACGUUGAUUAAUUCGUAAGUAAACCGUUGAACAACCGUGACCGAUUAAAUGCGAGCGCUCGGUGAACCGGUCGGUUCCACCCCCUGAAUAUAGCGGGACAGCACAGCGAGAGGGUGUUUCGAGUUAUAUUACACGAUAUCACUCUUGCGCCGACCUGCGGUGCUACGAAAAUAAGCGAAGAAACCUGUUGCAUUACACACGUCGACGAAAAACGCGCGAGCGCGCGCGCAUGUGCUCCCAUAUUUCAUCAAUAUCUAACUUCUUUCUUUCUUUGCGAUGAUCGAACGGAUCGGACUUCUUAUCGAUUCUCGUGUGUUUUCCAGUGAAUUUCCAUAGUAAUGCGGAAAAUGUCUGUAACGGAAUUAACUCUUUAAAUAAAUAACAAAAGUUAAAGCGGA
Wasmannia auropunctata (little fire ant) is the source of this 2652-nucleotide messenger RNA. RefSeq names its product 4-coumarate--CoA ligase 1-like. The transcript is spliced from 7 exons. Bases 354 to 1988 code for a protein of 544 amino acids. NCBI's taxonomy places the organism in Eukaryota, Metazoa, Arthropoda, Insecta, Hymenoptera, Formicidae. Gene Ontology annotation, molecular function: long-chain fatty acid-CoA ligase activity. The record is from RefSeq and is a predicted model, not a curated record. Gene Ontology annotation, biological process: fatty-acyl-CoA biosynthetic process; long-chain fatty acid metabolic process.